Messenger RNA from Triplophysa rosa, 6877 nucleotides. RefSeq names its product nephronophthisis 3 (gene nphp3). Gene Ontology annotation, molecular function: protein binding. NCBI's taxonomy places the organism in Eukaryota, Metazoa, Chordata, Actinopteri, Cypriniformes, Nemacheilidae. The transcript has 28 exons. Bases 370 to 4278 code for a protein of 1302 amino acids. The record is from RefSeq and is a predicted model, not a curated record. Gene Ontology annotation, biological process: kidney development; determination of left/right symmetry; convergent extension.
CGUAGAAGAAGGCGUGCCUAGUAACGCGCGUUGUCAUGAAGACAGUGGCAAGAAAAUGUGGAAGUCUCUGAUAUAUUUACCUUACUUCAUGCACAAAAUUAUAAGAGUAAACCCGAUCAACGCCUUAUUUUCUAACAUGUAUUUAAAGUUUUAAGAUCGAGGUCACAUUUCUUCAAGUGUGUCGACAUGAACCUUCAUUUUUAUCGGGGUGGAGUUUAACUUUUUAGGCUCUGUCGGGAUCUGAAUCAUCGGGAUGUCUGCCGGGUUCACGAUCGCAGAAUAAGUUGAACUAUCAAUGAACAUUCUGAAAGUGUGUGAGUGCUCUAUCAGGUAGGUGUCCCAUUGCCAUCCGUCCCAUCCACAGUUGCCAUGGGUACCGCAUCCUCUCUGGUAAGCCCUGGUGAGGUGAUUGAGGAUGCGUACGGCGGUGAGGGUGGAGAAGCCUGUGAGAUACCAGUGGAGGUGAAACCAAAGGCCCGUCUGUUGCGGAGUUCGUUCCGCCGUGGUCCUCGUGUCAUCGGCGCCAGCUUCAAAUCCACGGGAUCGGUGGAAUUGGAGUAUGCCGCCGAGUAUGAGCGCCUCAGGAAAGACUACGAGAUCUUCAGGGUCAGCAAGAACAAUGAGAUCACCUCAAUGCAGAAGAAAGAGGCCAAGCUUGAUGAGGAGAACAAGAGAUUGCGUGCUGAGCUGCAGGCUCUUCAGAAGACGUACCAGAAAAUUCUCAGAGAAAAGGAAAGUGCCCUGGAGGCAAAGUAUCAAGCUAUGGAGAGGGCUGCCACCUUUGAGCAUGACAGAGACAAAGUUAAACGACAGUUUAAGAUAUUCCGGGAGACGAAGGAAAAGGAAAUUCAGGACUUGCUUCGGGCAAAACGAGAUCUGGAGUCAAAACUUCAACAGCUGCAGGCUCAGGGCAUCCAGAUUUACGAACUGGAAGACUCGGAUUCAGAUGACAACCGGACCACCGUCACCACUGCAGGCACUCAGUGUGAGUACUGGAGCGGUGGUGUGUUGGGCAGCGAGCCGUCGAUGGGCAGCAUGAUGCAGUUACAGCAGACACAUCGUGGUCCAGAGUUCGCUCACAGUCUCAUUGAUGUGGAGGGACCGUUUGCAAACGUCAACAGAGAUGAUUGGGAUGCUGCUGUGGCCAGUCUGCUGCAGGUGUCUCCUCACGUGUCUCAGUCUCUGUGGAGUAACACAGUCCGCUGCUACCUCAUAUACACACAGGAGACCAAAGCCGAGUUACAGGCCUUUAUACAGACUCACUCUUUAAAGCUUCAGAGGUUUUGUGAGGGUUUAGGGCACUUCUAUUUGAACGUGUCCUUUCCUGAGGAGAGCUCCAUUCUGUACGCGGCUGAACGCAGGCAGGAGAUCGAGAGGAGCUCUGUGUGUGUUCUGCUUCUCAAGUCUUCAGUUUCUAGUUGUGUCAUAGAGGAUGUGGAGGAAGCCUUUGUGAAAACUCCAGACUCUCGUCCUCUUGUGCUGUAUUUGCGGACUGGAGACAGAAAAGGUGAAAAGGAAGAGGUAUCCAACCUCAGUCAAGCCACCAGAGAACUGCUGGAAAGAGUGAACAAGGCUGACAAAAGUGCCAAACUUAAGGUGGUGGAUCAUGCAGGUUCUGCAGAGGAUGGAGCUGCUCUCAUCUUCUCUCAGUUAGAACAAAUCAUCAAACAGGAGUUGUUGGGGAUGGAGUUUGAGGAGACCGGGGAGGUCGAGGAGAGGGAAGAGGAGGACUCUGGUGAUGUGCUGUGGGACCUUCAUGAUGAACAGGAGCAGAUCGAGGCGUUUCAGCAGGCCUGCGGUGCUGCGGCCAGAUACAGCUUCCAAAAAUAUGUGGAUCGACUCAAUGACAUGGUCGCCGCCCCACCGCCCACUCCACCACUGCUGGUGUCCGGCGCUCCUGGAUCCGGAAAGUCUCUUUUACUCGCUAAAUGGAUAGAGUUACAGCAGAAACACUCUCCCAACACCCUGACUCUCUUUCACUUCACUGGACGUCCUCUCUCCACCAGUGCAGAUCCAGUGCUCAUUAUUAAACGCCUCACAGUGAAGCUUCUCCAGCAUUUCUGGUCUAUCUCUGGUCUCUCGAUGGACCCUUCCAAGAUCCUCGAGGAAUUCCCACGCUGGCUAGAACGUCUGUCUGCACGUCACCAUGGCAACAUCAUAAUCAUCAUUGACUCGAUUGACCAAAUACAGAAUGCCGAGCGUCAUAUGAAGUGGCUGAUUGAUCCACUUCCUGCUAACGUGAGGGUGCUGGUGUCAGUUAAUGUGGAGACCUGCCCACAAGCAUGGAGAUUGUGGCCCACGCUUCAUCUUGACCCACUUAAUCCCAGGGAGGUGAAGAGCGUCAUCAGCACAGAAUGUGUAAAUGCAGACAUCAUACUCACCAAAGACCAGGAAAAGAAGUUGGAGAGACACUGUCGGGCAGCUGCAACCUGCAACGCACUCUAUAUCUCACUGUUGGCCAGACUCAUUACACACUCCAGAUCCUGGACGUUGGAAAGGACUCUACAGCAGUGUGUGUCGUGUCAGGAUACGGUGUCGCUGUAUAGACUGGGGCUGAAGGUGGUACUAGACUCAUUGAGCACAGAUCAGGAGAAACAUGUCUUGAGAGAGUUGAUGUGUUUGUUGUGCGCUAGUCACAACGGUGUGAGCGAAUCUGAGGCUUUGGAGCUAUUCACAGACCUGUGUUUUCCUGCGCUGACCUCAAUGCUUUACAGCCUGCAGAGUUUGCUUAUAAUCACUUAUGCCUGCGGCCUCAUCCGCUUUCAGCAUCCACAGGCCUGUGAAGCGGUCAACCAGGAGUUUCUAAAUGAGGGCCGACACUGUGGAACUUAUAGACAGACACUCAUUCAAUUCUUCAGUCAUCAGCUGGAACAAGACAGAGUCACAUGGCGUGUUGCGGACGAGUUACCAUGGUUACUGGAGCAACAGGAAGACAGGGUUCAACUCCAGAUGAUUCUGCUUAACCUCUUUGUGUCUCAGAACCUCUACAAAAGGGGUCAUUUCUCAGAGCUUCUGGCAUACUGGCAGUUUGUCGGAAAGGACAAGUGUUCCAUGGCCACAGAGUAUUUUGACUCUUUAAAGGAGUUUGAGAAGACUUGUGACAGCGAGCAGAGCAUGAGUCAACUGGCCAACCUCUACGAAACACUGGGCUGCUUCCUGAAAGAUCUGGGAUUACUCAGCCAGGCGGUGGCCCCCUUGCAGCGUUCCUUAGAGAUUUGCGAGACGGCGCUAGACCCGGACCACCCGAGCGUGGCUCAGUCACUGCACCAGCUGGCGGGUGUCUACGUUCAUUGGAGGAAAUUUGGAAACGCAGAGCAGUUGUACAAACAAGCGUUGGAGAUCUGUGAGAAUGCCUAUGGACCCGAACACAGCACUGUGGCUAGAGAACUAGAUUCACUCUCACUCCUCUACCAGAAACAAAACAAGUAUGAGCAGGCUGAGCGGUUAAGAAAGAGAUCCGUCAAAAUCAGACAGAAAACGGCACGCCAGAAGGGCCACAUGUAUGGUUUUGCUCUUUUGAAACGGCGAGCGCUGCAGUUAGAGGAACUGACGCUUGGUAAAGACUCUGCAGAUUGUGCCAAGACUCUAAAUGAGCUCGGAGUUCUUUAUUACCUGCAAAACAACCUCGAUGCCGCAAAGGUGUUCAUGACACGGUCGCUGGAAAUGCGUCAACGCGUGCUGGGAGCUGAUCACCCCGACUGCGCCCAGUCAUUGAACAACCUGGCCUCGCUGCACAGCGAGCGAAAAGAGUACGAGACUGCAGAGGAACUGUAUGAAAAAGCCCUCGACAUCCGCAAAAGAGCCCUCGCGCCUGACCAUCCCUCUCUCGCCUAUACCCUCAAACACUUGGCCAUGCUUUACAAGCGCAGAGGGAAGCUGGAAAAAGCAGUUCCUCUAUAUGAGUUAGCUCUCGACAUCAGAGAAAAGAGCUUUGGGCCCAAGCACCCUAGUGUGGCCACAGCUUUGGUUAACCUAGCUGUGCUCUACUGCCAAUUGAAGCAACACAGUGAUGCUCUGCCUCUGUAUGAGCGGGCGCUCAAGGUGUACGAGGACAGUCUCGGCCGACUGCACCCUCGGGUCGGAGAGACUCUCAAAAACCUGGCAGUGCUCAGUUAUGAAGAGGGAGACUUCGAGAAGGCUGCGGAAUUGUACAAGCGAGCCAUGGAGAUAAAGGAGGCGGAGCCAUCCUUGGUUUGCGGUAAAGCCCCCUCACGUCACUCAUCCAGUGGUGACACGUUUAGCUUACGAAGCCCCGCCCUGCCUCAAACCUCAAGGUGACACCUGUCCUUUCAAACAUAACUAAGGCUAUACAUUUGAAGAAAAGGACUACUCAAGGUUCAAACAUGCAUCAUUAAAGACAUCUGGAUCUGGAGUUCAGUCUUCAUUCCUACUGUAAUUUACAGUAUAAAUCAAUAGUGUUUGUAACUACUGUGCAUUAAUAUGCAUUUAUAAAGUGUUCUGUAACACAGCACCUCAUAGCAAUGGUGUCAAACCAUACUGCAGAGUUUGGCUUCAGCCCUUAUCAAACACACCUAAACAAGUUGAACGAGGUCUUCAGAAAACAUAUAGGGGCAUUUUCCUGGACAGGGAUUAUUUUAAACCAGGACUAGGCCUUUAAGUCGUUUUUAAAAACAUACGUUACAAAAAAACAUUACUGGUGGGCAUCUCGAGACAGAACAAUCCCACUGAUAUAUUUUAAGAUAUGUCAGUGCAAGUUGUUUUCGAUUAAAGAGUACAUAACAUGAGAUCAUGAAAAUGACAUUUCAUGCAUUGGGUAAUGUUGCCGUGUUUGAAAGUAAGCAAUCUACCAAGUUGUAAAUCCGAAGGUGAAUGAAUAACAAAGUUAUUGGCUUGGAAAAAAGGGAGUCGACUCUGAAUCACGCAAAUGAGUCGUCCCUAGUCCAAUUCGUGAAACGGCGAAGAUUUACGUCACUACAUAUAGUCCCCGCCUACGUUUUGCUAGGACUGCCCGUGAAAACUUCACUCUCCUCCCCCAAACACUGUAGCUUGUGAGCCACAUUCACGGUAGACCAAUCACAGCAGACUAGACCAUCUGACCAAUCGCAUCAGACUAGGCUAGCAGAAAGGAGGGGAUUAGACAGAUUCAUCGCGGAACGAAUCAUUUGAGAGUCAGUCAAGAAGUAUGGUAAGAAUAACUGCCUAUUAUUACGAAAUAAUAGUGUUUUUACACCUUCUAUGUACAUAAACUUGUUGUUGGACAGUCCAUAAACCAAAGUAGGACCUUAAAAAUCCCUAGUUGUGUACUCUUUAAAACACCUCUAACAUUUAAAUCGGUCUGGGACUAGGUUUAAGCCCUGUCCGGGAAACUGCCCCAUAGGGCAAUAAGGGUUCAAACUAAACAUUUCAGGAUGGUGGCCAUUCAGAAUGAGUUAUAUCAGUAUAUAGUAUAUCAGCAUGCCAUUAUCAUUUUUAGUGUACUCCUGUUAAACUGUGUGAUGUUUUAUUGAAUAUCUAUACAAUGCAAAAAUGUUGUUUUAAAACUUGCAUUUUCUUGCAUGUUUCUUUAAUAUACAAUGUAUGAGUGUAAUAUUUUAUAAAUAUUAAAUGUAUCACUUAGGUAUUAAUUAUUCAAAUAUUAGUUGAAGUAUAUUUAUCAUUUCAUACAGUGUCAGUAUUAGCUUUUAAUUGUAUUCUUCCUCGGCAGUUUUUUACAAUACUGUGCAAAUAUAGGGAUCAAAUAUGGUCUUGGAAACCAUGUCAGAUGCUAAAGGUCAGAUGUGUGACCAGUUGCAGCAAGCUUUCUCUGUCACCGCCACAUUCAGUGAUCAGUCCGAGUAGUAGCUCAGAAUCAUGCCAAAAUCAAUGUAAACAAUGGAUGUUUAUCAUUUCAGAAAUGCCAUAAUAUAUGAUUGCCAUUGUGACUGACAGGUGAACGUGUACCAUGUGUACCAUUCACCUGCUUUUGUAGAUACUGUCAAAUAUGUGAUGUAGAAUAGCAAUGCAGACUUCCCGUGGCCUAUGACCUUCCUUCUGCUAUGGAAACUGUUGCAUCACUUUGCAACAUGCAGCAUGCAACACUUUGUUUCAGAAUGUUUUUUUAAUGAAUGUGCAAUAAUUGUUCUUUCUGUAAUGCACAGACGGGGUAUUAUCUCAUUUUAAGCAAUAAUUGGUCAUUAAAAAGUGCAUAUCUAACACCCUGUCUACACCAGACUCUACGUGACAAAAGACAACAGAACCUAUUAGAACCAUUUAUCAUUUUUGUCCACACUGGAUGUGGCGCUGCUCGCGUCUGGUGAAGACAGGGUGACACAAACCUGUGCCGAUAUUUCGGUCAAUGUUUGCAUAUCUGUGCAGCUUGUAUUAAUAUAACAUUGUAUAAACCAUAUACCAUUGCUGUCAGGCAGACCUCUUGUAUUUCCAAAACCCAAACUUUUAAACACUAUUUUGAAGUUGACAAGAUCUUUCUUCCAGAUAAACUUGGAGGGUGACCAAUAUUAAUGAUUUAUAGGGGGAAAACAUGAAAUUUGGAGAUACAAGGUUUCAAACACUCAAACAGUGACUAUAUUUAUGUUUAGUUGUUUAGAGUAUACAGGAUUUUUUUGUCUUAAUAGUUAAAUAUCAUUAAUGUGAUUAUAUCAUCAGUCAGUUUACAUUGAAGGAUGCAUGAUAAAUUAAUAUUAUGAAACUACUUAUGUGAAUGCAACACAGGGGAAAUGCCAAGUUCUCUUGUUUCUGAAUGUGUAAGCAGAUAUUUGAUUUGAAAGUUGCAUUGCAUAUCCGUCCACUAAUGUGCCUCAUUUUACAUCAAAAUUAUCUUUGUGCUGUUGGUUUAAGGGACAACAGUGUGAUUAAUGAUUUUGGAUGCAUUUACUUUAAUCAUGGUUUGUUACAUUAAAUUUUUUCCUUUUACCAUUGA